CAUUCACUGGUUGGCUUCACGCCAGACUUGAUCUUGCGGCAAUUGAUUUGAAGGAAACCAGUGAAGAAUCUGAUUCAGGUUUUCUACAUCAUGGCGGCCACCAGGAGAUUAGGGAAGGAAUUAAAGGAUAUAAGAGAUUCAGAGCAAAGGAUUUUCAGAGAUAUAAAAGUAGAUGAUUCAAACAUCUUAAACUGGCAGGGCCUAAUAGUUCCCGAAAACCCACCCUACAACAAGGGGGCCUUCAAGAUAGAAAUCAUCUUUCCGGCAGAGUAUCCCUUCAAGCCCCCCAAGAUCACGUUUAAGACCAAAAUCUAUCAUCCGAACGUGGACGAAAAGGGUCAGAUCUGCUUGCCCAUCAUUAGUCCGGAGAACUGGAAGCCAGCAACCAAGACAGAUCAAGUAAUCCAAGCACUAGUGGCACUCGUCCACGAUCCCGAACCAGAGCACCCGCUGCGGGGCGACCUAGCUGAAGAAUACACAAAAGACAGGAAGAAAUUCCUCAAGAAUGCUGAAGAUCACACAAAGAAAUACUCGGAGAAGCGUCCGUCGUCAUAGAUCACGGCUAGACAAAUGGCUGUUUGGAGGUUCCGCUUCGGUGUGGAAUGGCAUGGGAAAAGUACAUUAUGUAAAAAAAGAACAAAAACGAAAAAUAAAAAUACACACACUCAGAUAAUAUAAAGAAAUGACAAGCUAUAGGGCAAGUGCUUUUCUUGUAGCUCUUGCAGAGUUGGACCGAGUUCAGGUAAUUUUUGUUGUGUAAUUUUUUCUGUUUUUUUUCUUGUAUGUGGUGACUUAACACACAGAAUUUCAGCUGGAUUUUGUUUUCGAUUCUCCCGUUUUGGGACUAGUGAGGAUUUCCAUUCAUGUGGUGGCAGGUUCGACAUUUAGGAAAUCGCUGUACCAAGAACAAUUUGGGUUCGGUCUGUGAUACAUGUAGGUAGCUGGUUGAAUAAUUGAACUUGGACCAGAAGUGAAAGGGCCGGUACUGCAGCCAGUAACACAUCUCCGAGGUCGGAGCGGGUCUUAAAUAUUGACAAAUUCAGCUGCAGCAGCAUAAUCAAGAGGUAUUACCCUAAUGACAAUAAAGUUAAACCAUCAGGCCUGUUUUUUUUUCAAAGAGAACUUACUUGUAGUUAAGUAACGAGUAUUUACAGUGCCCACUGAUCUAUUCCUGUAUGUUCAGUAGACUCACGCACCUGUUCUGAACACAGUAUUUUUCCCGUGCACUUGUAACAUUUGCACUCGUGUUGUAAGUCAGACGACAAAACACGAUGAGUGACUGCCCAUCUGUCUCUGGGAGCACAUGCACGAGACAGUAGUAAAAAAGGCACCCGCAGUAUUUUGUAGUGGGCCGAAACCGUACGCUUGUGGAUUGUGUUCUGAAGCAAAUGUACACGUUUUUGUUGACUGGUAAUAUUGGCGGGUAGUUAACAUCUUGGAUGAAGUGUUUUUGACGUGGCCAAGUUUGCCACAAGCGCCUGCAGUCUUUAAUCAGUGCCACCCCCCUCCCCGAAACAGCAUUUGAUACUGCAUGUAUUACUCCUUUUGUUUUUUUUCCCCAUGGGGGACGUUAGGCCUAUUGUUCUGAGGUUUUUCAUUCUAAGGUUUUUACACAGAAGAGCUUUACCUUAGCUGUUUAGAAAAAGGGCCUGAAACGGCCCGAGCUGGAGACAACAGAAAUAAUUUGGUAUAUUAGUGUGCAUUGUAAGGUUUGGUAUACAGAGAGAAAAGCCUUCACCCCCCAAUAAUCUCCCAACGUGCCUAACUGCAUUUACACUCCUCAAGGAUGUAGGCUGGGGGGUCCCCCGGACGCAUCCCCCCUCCCACCAACAAAAGGAAGUUCUUCUUGAGGAGUUCAUAUUUUUAUUUUUUAAACCAAACAGCAGUACGGUAUUUUAUCGAGGUGAAAGGAUGUGGGUUUUUGAUACAUGACGACUGAAAAAGUAAUGUGGCAAAUACAUGUAUCUGGGGCAAUCUGCUUUUCACGUGCACACUUGCUUUCCUCGUUUCAAUGUUGGAAGUUGGAGUUCUGCUUUCUUGCAAAUUGCACCCCCCCGGGCCAAACUAGCCUAUACCCUGCACCAGAGCUGAAUUUGUCAACUACUUUCACUGGUAUGCAAUCUGUGUCUUUGUUGGAUUAACCUUAAUAUGUAAGAUAACUCUUUUAAGUCAAAUUAUGAACACUUCACAAUGGUUAUUGUGGUUCUGUUGCUGUAUAGAAAUAAAAUAAUGCUACUGCCUAAAAUCCUAACAUUCUUUUGCCCCCGUUUUCACUUUUGCGGACUGAAUUUGUAGAGCAUUUUCACACAUCUGAAGAACAAUUUCCCAAAUAGUGGAAACCACUGCACCUUUGAAGCUCCAAUAAUUGAAACAGCUCUGAAUGCUCCUUGCACAAGCAUUCAGAGCAGUAGUCAUCAGAGGAUGAAAUAUUCCAUGGUCGGCAGAACCACAUGUUAUUGUUAUGCUAUCACUGGACACUCCUGAUGGCCCCCAUCAAUGGCAAAAGGCAUUGUAAUAGCUAUUUUUCUAUAGCAAGUUUUCCGUUGCAGGGAAGCCAUCAGGAAUGUCCCAUGUCGCUGGAUUCAUCUGUACAUUUAACUUGCCCCGUAACACCAACAAGGUGUCAAAGUGUGUGGUUAGCAAAAUGUGAUUUUGAAUGAGAGUAUUGUGUUGAUUCCUUGUCAAGUGCUCAUGCGCCUUUCAGCUCUCUCUAGGAAUCUGGGCCCAAUGUCAUGGCACUGCUCAUUAGCUAAUAAGCCAGUUCGGUAUUUCAAAAAGCCAGGGUCUUUUGGGAACAAAGCGCACCUAUCAGUCAGCACGAGUCAGCGCAUGGCUGCACCGCUAGGACAGUCUACUGGGUGUGCGCGGUUGUUCGCGAAUAGCCUCGUACUGAGCAUGCGCUGUUGGAAUACUAAACUGGCUCAUUUUGUGCUAACAGGGAGCCUUCGUCUAUUUCAAGAAGACCAUUAAGCAGUCAGGAAAGCAAUAGCAUGUCCUACUCCAUCAUGAUGUAGCAAUACAAAUCUUCAUGUGCGCCCAACUGUUAGCGCAUCUAUGUCAUGAAUUACUGUUGAAGCAGCAGUGUGGUUGCACUGCUAUAGUAAACACCACUUUCAUGCUGUUACACAGCGCUGUGUAUUGGACCCAGAUAUGCAUAGGUCUUAAAUGAAUAAAGUAAAUUAGGAAGCAAUACUCUUUAACGUCAGUCUAAGAAACAAAGGGGUUUUUCCAGAUGUCACUUAUGUCUGAAUCUUAGGCUUUGUCUCCGACAUAAAAAUUGCUUGUUGGCAGUUGCUUGUAAUCUUUUAAUGUACAUGUACCUUCAGUUUUUGGGUCGGUAACAAAACCUUUUUUUUAAUUGAGCUAAAGUCUUGGGGUUAUAAUUUGGGAAAUGCCAGUCAGGACGGACGCUGAAUAAGAAAUCCCCCAAAAUAUGACAUGUACUACCCGGGGUAAUUUUUUACCAAAUAUUAAUUUUUUUUUUAAAAAGAAAGUCUAAUUUCCUUACUCCUGUCUUUGGGAGGAACCCAUUGUCUGUGUUGUGUGAUUAUUCAGCUGGUAAGUCAAAUUCAUUUCAAUGAAAAAAAAAUUACAAGUGUUACAAUGAGGCCAAACAUUUGGGGUUUUUGGUCGACGGUCGGUUUUUUGUUUUUUUUCACAGCGAAUGUAAUGUGUGUAGCAACUUUUAGCACUGGUUUAAAAUAAAUUCAUCAUGCCUACUAAGGGGCUUUUUGUAUUAUUUAUGAUUGUCUUGAUUGUUUCUUUGUGGAAUUGGAAUCCAGCCCGUGUGAAAAUGAUUAGAAAAUAAAACAGACUCAGUUGUACCUUUUA
Molecule: messenger RNA, 3831 nt
Organism: Acanthaster planci (crown-of-thorns starfish)
Lineage: Eukaryota; Metazoa; Echinodermata; Asteroidea; Valvatida; Acanthasteridae
Product: ubiquitin-conjugating enzyme E2 L3-like
Source: RefSeq, a predicted model, not a curated record